AUGUCUGCCAGUACCGUUGGAAAGACCAUUACGUGCAAGGCUGCCGUUGCCUGGGAUGCCGGCAAGGACCUGACCAUCGAGGACAUCGAGGUAGCACCGCCAAAGGCCCAUGAGGUGCGAAUCCAGAUAUACUACACUGGUGUCUGCCAUACCGAUGCAUACACCCUCUCCGGAAAGGAUCCCGAGGGUGCCUUCCCCAUCGUCCUCGGACAUGAGGGCGCGGGCGUCGUCGAAUCCGUCGGCGAGGGUGUGACCAACGUCAAGCCCGGCGACACCGUCGUCGCUCUUUACACACCUGAAUGCAAAGAAUGCAAGUUCUGCAAAUCGGGCAAGACCAACUUGUGCGGCAAGAUUCGAGCCACGCAAGGCCGUGGUGUCAUGCCCGACGGCACGUCCAGAUUCAAGUGCAAGGGCAAGGACCUCCUGCACUUCAUGGGCACGUCAACAUUCUCUCAAUACACCGUCGUGGCCGAUAUUUCCGUGGUCGCCAUCACCGACAAGGCUCCCAUGGACCGAACGUGUCUGUUGGGUUGCGGUAUCACCACCGGAUACGGUGCCGCUGUCAUCACCGCCAAGGUCGAAAAGGGAUCCAACAUCGCCGUCUUCGGAGCGGGCUGUGUAGGUCUCUCUGUCAUCCAGGGUGCGGUCAAGAACGAGGCCGGCAAGAUCAUCGUCGUCGACGUCAACGACAAGAAGGAAGAAUGGGCCCAAAAAUUCGGAGCCACCGACUUUGUCAAUCCCACCAAGCUGAACGGCCAGACGAUCCAAGAGAAGCUGAUCGAGAUGACCGACGGUGGCUGCGACUACACUUUCGACUGCACCGGCAACGUCGGUGUCAUGAGAGCUGCUCUCGAGGCAUGCCACAAGGGCUGGGGUGAAUCUAUCAUCAUCGGUGUCGCUCCCGCUGGUGCCGAGAUCUCCACCAGACCAUUCCAGCUCGUCACCGGUCGUGUGUGGCGAGGCUGUGCCUUUGGCGGUGUCAAGGGCCGAUCUCAGCUCCCAGGUCUCGUUGCAGACUAUAUGGACGGCAAGCUCAAGGUUGACGAAUUCAUUACCCACCGACAGCCUCUCUCCAAGAUCAACGACGCAUUCCACGACAUGCACGCCGGCGACUGCAUUCGCUGCGUCGUGGACAUGAGGACGUUGUAG
Molecule: messenger RNA, 1149 nt
Organism: Exophiala spinifera
Lineage: Eukaryota; Fungi; Ascomycota; Eurotiomycetes; Chaetothyriales; Herpotrichiellaceae
Product: S-(hydroxymethyl)glutathione dehydrogenase
Exons: 8
Coding region: 1-1149 (382 amino acids)
Biological process (GO): formaldehyde catabolic process
Cellular component (GO): cytosol
Molecular function (GO): zinc ion binding; S-(hydroxymethyl)glutathione dehydrogenase [NAD(P)+] activity
Source: RefSeq, a predicted model, not a curated record